Sorghum bicolor (sorghum) is the source of this 1313-nucleotide messenger RNA. RefSeq names its product probable WRKY transcription factor 54. The record is from RefSeq and is a predicted model, not a curated record. Gene Ontology annotation, molecular function: DNA-binding transcription factor activity; sequence-specific DNA binding. The transcript has 3 exons. Lineage: Eukaryota; Viridiplantae; Streptophyta; Magnoliopsida; Poales; Poaceae. Gene Ontology annotation, biological process: regulation of DNA-templated transcription. Bases 146 to 1171 code for a protein of 341 amino acids.
AUCAUCAGCAGCAGUCAAGCCAAGCAAGUGAGCCCAUUGACCUCACACUAGCAGCUAGCUAGCUAGAGGGGUAGCCAAGCCAAAGCCAAAGCCAAAAAGCUUCGUGGCCGGCCGGAGGCGGAGGAGAGAGGAGCUCCUGGUGGCGAUGGCGCUACAAGUAGUAGGGAGGGAGGAGGAGCUCCUGGCGCAGCUCCGCGCGCUACUGUUCUUGCCUUCCCCGGCGGCUGCGGCGACACCAGCAGCUCCGGCGGCCGUUAAGGUGGAGUCCGCCGGCGGCGGAUCGCUCAUGGGCAGUGGCGGCGGUGGACGACGGCGGCGCAGACUGCAGGGGAGCAAGAGAGACCGGGACGACGACAGUAAAGCGAAGGACGAACAGAAUCAGGAGGAGAGAGCAGCAGCUACAGAACCUCGCCAUUAUUCUCCUCCUCCCUGCAAAAGAAGGAAGAAGAAGCAGCAGAGCAAGAGCAAGUCUCUUGUGACAUCAGUGCCCGAUUUCGAUGGGUACCAAUGGAGGAAGUACGGGCAGAAGCAGAUCGAAGGUGCCAUGUACCCAAGAAGUUACUACAGGUGUACACGGAGCGCCGAGCAAGGCUGCGCGGCCAAACGGACGGUGCAGCGCAACGACGACGACGGUGGCGGCGCCGCCGCCGCCCCGGAGUACACGGUGGUGUACGUGUCGGAGCACACCUGCACGGCCAACGACUCGCUGGAGGCGCCGGUCAUCCUCGAGACCACCACCACCGUCGUCGCCCCUUCUAAUUCUGCUGCUACUGCUAACACCACAACCUACACCGACAGCAUCGUCGUUCCAACUAUGUCAGAUCAUGGCUCUUGUUCCACCAUCACCAUCACCACGGGGACUGAAUCUCCGGCGAUCUCCGGCGACGACAUCACCUGCUGGAGCAGCACCAGCGGCGGCGCUAGCAGCAGCGAUUAUAAUUACGCCGACGAUGACUACUACUACGACUGCGGCGGGUUGUUCGGUGCCGCUGUCCAUGGUGGUGGCUGGGCCACCGGACCGGCGGAUGCAUCGUCGUCGUCGUCGUUGUUGGAGAUGGAGGACAUGAACGGACCGAUCCGGUCGCCGGUGCACGUUCCCGCGGUUGGUUGGACCAUUAUUGACCCGCUCUUGCUGCAGCUCGUUAAUGAGCCUGCUGUCUGCCAUUUCUAAGCUCUGCUGCUUUAAUUAAUUUGUUUCUGUAGCUUAGGUUGGUAUUGAGAUGGAUGUGAACAGUUUUGACUGUACUGUACGUGUUCUAGGCUCUGUUUAAUUGAAUGGCUGGCCAGGCAUUGUCUUCUAUAUGGCCCUCUCA